Ostrea edulis (European flat oyster) is the source of this 6969-nucleotide messenger RNA. RefSeq names its product protein timeless homolog. The transcript is spliced from 35 exons. Gene Ontology annotation, cellular component: replication fork protection complex. Gene Ontology annotation, biological process: replication fork arrest; DNA repair; DNA replication checkpoint signaling. Gene Ontology annotation, molecular function: DNA binding. Lineage: Eukaryota; Metazoa; Mollusca; Bivalvia; Ostreida; Ostreidae. The record is from RefSeq and is a predicted model, not a curated record. The coding region runs from base 148 to 4383 and encodes 1411 amino acids.
AGAUUAUGGUAUCAUUUCCCGCGAUUUUUGUUUACGUUUUAUGAUAAUAUGACAGAUCUCAGAAUUUUUUUUUCUCCCCUGCAAUGAAAAUAAUGAGUUGAUCAUCACAUAUUGAAAUUGUUUGACUUUUGGGGAUUAAAAAUUACCAUGGUGAUGCUAGUAGAGUUGCAGGCCACAUGCAGUGCCCUUGGAUAUCAGGAAGGCAAGAAAUAUGUGAAAGAACCAGAUUGUCUAGAGACGGUGAAGGAUUUAAUUCGUUUUUUGAAAAGAGAAGACGAGACAUGUAACAUUAGGAGACAGUUGGGCGACGCAUGUAUUCUGCAGAAAGACAUUGUCCCGAUUCUGAAGCAGUACCAUUCGGACAGGGUGCUGUUUGAGGCCAUCAUUAGGUUGUUGGUAAACUUAACACAGCCAGCAGUUUUGUGCUUUAACAAUCAUGUCCCUGAGGAUAAGACCCUGAGGAACCAUUACCUGGAGAUUGAGGGCCAACUGCAGAAUUAUAAGGAGGUUUUCGUGGAUGAGGAAUUAUUUGGAGUUUUAACAAGAAAACUAGGAGAUCUUCUAAAACUGGACUGGGAACACAGACAGGAAGAGGACAGACUGCUGAUAGAGAGAAUGCUAAUCCUCAUCAGAAAUGUCCUCCAUGUUCCUCCCAACAUGGACAGGGAACAGAGGACAGAUGAUGACGCCAGUGUGCAUGAUCAAGUGAUCUGGGCCAUACAUUGCAGUGGCUUGGAAGACUUACUGCUUUACAUUGCCAGUUCAGAGGAUGAAAGAAAUUUUUCGAUGCACGUUUUAGAAAUUGUGUCGCUGAUGUUUAGAGAACAGACUCCAGACAUGUUGGCUACGGCGGGUGUGAGCAGAUCUAUGACAGAGAAAGAACGAGAUGAGAGGGAGCUUCAGAUGGCUAUAGAGCAGGAACAAGCACAGAGAAGGGUUAACAUGAUGAAAUACAGCACCAGGCACUCUAGGUUUGGAGGAACUUACGUGGUACAGAAUAUGAAGUCGAUUAGUGACCGAGACGUCAUAUUCCACAAAAACCAGAAAGAUGUUUCCAACUUGACAUUUGACAUCAAUAAGAAGCCGAAAAAGAAAGCCAAAAAUCGUCAGCCAAUCAAAGAACAGGAAGUGACGAGGCGGUCCACGCUGAGUAUCCGACUUGGGCUGAAGGAGUUUUGUGUUCAGUUCCUGGAGAGCUGCUACAAUCCUCUGAUGUAUGCUGUCAAGGACGUACUGAACCGAGAGAAAGCACAGGACCACGAUGAGACUUACUAUAUGUGGGCAAUGCGGUUCUUCAUGGAGUUCUGUAGACUGCACAGCAAGCAAGUGGAACUGGUCAGUGAGACUCUAUCGGUGCCAACCUUCCACUACAUCCAGGUACAGCUGUUCCAGUACUAUGAGAUGAUUAUGAUGGAGAAAAAAGAAGCCAAAAUCUGGGCUAAACGGGUGCAUCUGGCCUUGAAGGCUUAUCAGGAAUUACUAAUGACCCUGGAUACCAUGGAUAGGUCAGGCAACAGUCAGCUGAUGGAAAGUUCAAAGGUCAUCAAAAGUAACAUAUUCUACAUGAUGGAGUUUCGAGAUACUUUUCUAACUUUACUGAGAAAGUUUAAUGAAAGCACCCAGUCAAGGUCAUUUCUAAAAGAUCUGGUGGAAACAACUCAUCUGUUCUUGAAGAUGCUAGAGAGAAUGACCAAAGGGAAUUCCCAUCUCAUCGUUCAGAAGAAGAAAAACAAGAGGAGGAAAAAGAAGAAACAAAGAGCUGCCACAGCCCAGCCCGGGGAACCAACUCCAGAGGAGCUAGAGGAGAAAUGGGAUGAUAUAUCUGGAGAGUUGUCUUCCCUUAUACAAGGACGAGGAGAGUUACCAACAGAUGUCUCUCCAUUCGAUGCUGCAUCAGAAGUGGACAUAGACCAGCAAAGGGUAGAUGCCAUGAUUCGUAUUCAGGAUGCCCUUAGAGACAACAAUCCAGGAGAGGGGCUGGCUUUAUUAAGGGCCGCAAGAGAAGUAUGGCCGGAAAGGAACCAGUUUGGUGCAGAAGACAUUGCACCAGAGGAUGAGUUCAUGGCUGUCAGAGAAAUCUAUAUGUCUAACCUACCCAGACCCCCAGCAGAGCCUACAGCUGAUUUGAUAGAGGAAGAUUUGGAGGGUGAAGAAAUUGAAGAAGAAGAAAUGACUGCAGUAGAGUGUUCGGAGCAGGAAUUCAAUUUCAAAGAGUUUGUAGCAAAAUUUGGUAAGGCAGAGAUCCUUAAAUCCUAUGUCCUGCUACUGACUGACUUUCAGAAGAAUUCUGUCCACACAAAUCACUGUGUGGUCAAGAUGCUUCACCGCCUUGGGGUGGACAUGGGCUUUGUGGGAAUGCUGUUCCAGGCAUCACUGUUCAGGGUGUUCCAGAAAAUCCUGCUGUCUCCGCUAGCAAAAACGAAGAGAUACCAGGAAAUCGCUAAGUUUGCUACUUUUGUUGUGAGGCAUUUUGUGGAAGUUGCUGAGAAAAAUAAGAAAGUGUUCAUGGAGCUGCUGUUUUGGAAAAGUCACCGAGAAGCUUCAGAGAUUCAGGAUGGUUAUGGGUCUUAUCAAGGAAAAGUGAAGCAGAUUUGGACAGAGGACCAAGAGAUUGAAUUACAACGCCUGUUUGAAGAACACAGCACAGCAGAGGAAGGUGAUAUAGUAGAGAACAUCAUGAGAGACAUGAGUGACCAGUCCAAGACAAGGGGUCAGAUCAUACGACAACUGAAGAAACAAAGCCUGAUAGAGAGUGCUAAAGACCUCAAACAACAGAAAGGCAACAAGCGACCAGUAGGUUGGAAUGAGGAGCAGGACUUUGAACUGAGAAAUCUGUACGACAGAUUUAAGGAUACCAGCGAUCCAGUAGGAAACAUUUUAUCAAAUUUGACUGACAAAAGAAGUAGGGGCAAGGUGAUAGAGAAGCUGUGUGCCCUUGACCUUGUGCAAGACAGGAAAGAGCUGUAUAAAAAACGAAAACGAAAGCCCAAAAACCCAUGGGACGCUGGGGAGGAGGACAUGCCAAUAGUGGAUGAUUGGAGCAGUGGAGGAAGUGGAAAUGAGGGUCCAAAACGAAGGCAAUCUAGUGGUGAGUCAUCUGCUGAUUCCACCUCUUCCUCAGAAGAGGAGGAUAGCGAUGUUGAGGAAGAGGAAGAAGAAUCAGGUUCUCUCUCAGGUGUCAUCAACAUGACUGCUGUGAUUACCAAAUUAGUGGAGAAAGGAUAUAAAGACCAGAUUCUGUGGAUCCAGAGAUGUAUCAAACGAAAGGCUGAUGAUAAGGAAAAGAAAGAUAAUGCAGUAUCAGUGCCCAUUGUUCCCUUGACAGAAGAAAAUGAAACGGCGAUGGAAGACGAGAUGUUUCUGUCAUUUCUUCAGAAUAUUGGAAUUUCAUCACCUUCUAGUGAACAAGAGGCUUUCUGGAGAAUCCCAGGAGAAAUGGCUCUACAGGAACUAAGAAACUUGGAAGCUGGCUUGACACUCGACGAUGACGACAAACCAGUGGCUGCCGACAGAAUUCAAGUGAAGCAGUCAGGAACGACCCAGAAAGAGAAGAAAACCAAACAGAAGAAGAAGAAAGCGAAGAGGAGGGAUAAUAAAUUCGAGAACUUAUUGAAGCAGAUGGCAGAGAAGAGAAAACAGGAUAGAGAAGAUGGUCGCUUGACGAGGAGAGAACGAAAAAGGUUGUCUCCCCCUACCAGCAAUGCUAUCCCUUCAGAUGAUUCCAGCACUGCAGUGACAGGCCAGAAAGAGGCUGAGAUCCCAGCACCACCUAGCUCCACAGAAAAGAACAGAAAGGGAGUCUACUCCUCCACCAAGAAACGGAGAAUCAAAAGGUUGUUGGACUCGGACAGCGAAAAAAGUGAUGCUGAAACAGAAAAGGAAAACCAGAUGCCUCCAGACUCCGCGGGGGAGGAGGACGAUAAAGAAGAGGAGUCUCAUCAGACACAGCCGCUUCAGUUUGACAGUAGCGAUGAUGAUGAUGUUCCUCUCAUGACGAUGGGGAAGCGAAGCAGAGUGUCCGAGUCAGAGACCACACCAGAGGGCAAGAAGAGGAAGACGAUGACAGUGUCAGACGAUGAGUCAUCAGAUGAGAUGGGUAGAGGUGAGACGAGUUCUAACAAGAAAACAAAUCUGUCCUUUGAUUCGGAUGAAGACUCACAGCCUGGACCCGUGAACACUGAAGUCUCUAAAACAAACUUUAAAAGGCUGUUGAUGUCAGACGACAGUGAGGAUGAAGAGCCAUGGCAACCCACAAAAGAGUCAGCCUCUUUCCCAGCGACCUUACUGUCACAGCCACCAAAUGACUCGGAUAUGGAUGAUCAUGUUCCGCUACGAAAAGUUUUCCACAGGAAAAACCUGAUUUCUAGUGAUGAGGAAGAUUAAAUGUAGGGAAUAAAAAGAUUUGUGCAGCUGUGCGUGUGCCGGGAAAUACACCUGUUAAAGAUUUCUAGUGAUGAGGAAGAUUAAAUGUAGGGAAUAAAAAGAUUUCUAGUGAUGAGGAAGAUUAAAUGUAGGGAAUAAAAAGAUUUGUGCAGCUGUGCGUGUGCCAGGAAAUACACCUGUUAAAGAUUUCUAGUGAUGAGGAAGAUUAAAUGUAGGGAAUAAAAAGAUUUGUGCAGCUGUGCAUGUGCCAGGAAAUACACCUGUUAAAGAUUUCUUGGGGAGGCGAAAAUAAAGUGCUCCAGAACGGAAAAAAAUAUAUAUAAUGACACUGAACUUACUUCUAUGCAAAUGACUAUAUGUGCUAUGACCUUGAUAGUUUGAUGUGUGCAGGUAUUUGUGAGAUUGCUUUUAUGUAUGGGGAGAAUCUAAAAGCAAUUGUAUAACGAGCAUUGUGUAUUUGGUAUGAUCAGUAUGUAAUCAUUUUAUUGCCAUAAAUAAUUGGGCCACUAAACCUUGAUUUUACUUUGUACUACCAACUUUUUCCAUUGAUUGUAUUGCAUUAAUAUUGUACAGAAGAACAUUUGAUUCCAUAAAAGAGCAUGUUCUUGGUGAUAUUUGUUAGUGUUUAUUUAUGAUGUCACAAAUUGUGGAUUUUUUAGUUUUAAUUCUGGAUUAAAGUGCAGUGCAAUUUAUUAAAAGUUUUCUAACACUAGUUUUUGGUUGCAAAUGCAAAAGACAUGGUGAACUGUUAAGUUCUGUUGCAUUUCUUUUUUCUUUUUUCAUCAAAGUUUGCUUUUUUUAUUUUUUAUUUUUUUAUUAGCAUUGUACAAAUAGAAAUUAAAUGCAUCAUAAUAUAUACUUUUAAAGGGACUGAUUCACGAUUUUCCCCAAAAUUUUAUAUUUCACUUUUAAUGAUCAAAAUCUAUUGUCUGAUGUGUUUAAAAGAUUUCACAUAAGAAUUAAGCUUUAUAUACAUUAUCACAGAAGCUCAUUUUAGAGAGUUUAUCAUUUGUUUUGUAAACAAAGAUUGCGGUGUGUUAUUGUUUACGAAAGUUUCAAAAGAAAUGGAUAUCGAUCUAAGAAUAUUUAUAUCUUUCAUAUUUCAAGCAUUCUUUGGGUAAAAUGUGCCAUCUGAAAGUUAAAAUUUGUGAGUAUGCAAAUUUAAGAUGCUUUAUAUUACAAAAUUAACAUUUCACUGGUUUGUCUGUUGACAUGAAAAGACUCAAGUCUUUAUUUACAUAUCACAGAUUUAAGGCUAAAAUAUUGUUUUUAUUCUCGCGUUCAGAAGGUCAAAAUUUUGGCUGUCAACAUUAAAUCAGAUAUAUAUAUUUAAUGUUCAACAUCAAAAAUGAAAAAUAUUUUUUCUCAAAAAUCGUGAACCAGUCCAUUUAAAGGUAAGAUGUACAAUGGAUAUAUAAUCACUCAUACCAACUAUUCAUACUCCACUCAUACAUUUCAAAAAUAGGUGAAAUUAUACCAAAAAAAUAAUUAUUGACAUUGCUAUAAUAGUGUCAAAAAAAUAUAAAUUUAUACAAAACAUCCAGUAAAAAAUAUACUAUUCAGUGGGUUCAAAAUAUAGUGUUCCACAAAGUUUGUUUUCAUUUUUUGAUGUCUAUAUAAAUAUUCAUUAACAUUUAAGAAAUGAUAUCAGGCCUAAUUUUGAAGAAAAUAUUAUCAAAAUGCAAGAUUUAAUUACUCUAGUGACAUUGAAUUCUUUGUAUUGAUUGCCUACUAAAUCAUCAUUCAUAAAUUCUUCAAAGGAUCAAGAUUAAUGUUCUGAAGGUACAUGUACAGUGUACAUAUGACAAGGACAUGUAUCUCGUAAUUAAGCAUUGAAUGAUAUUUAUUUUUAGCUCACCUGAGCCAAAGGUUCAAGUAAGUUUUUCUUAUUAAAAUUUGUCCAGCAUCUGUUGUUGUCAUAUAUGUAGUUGUCGUCGUUAACUUUUCAUGUUUCCAUCUUCUCCAGAACCAAUUUCAAUCAAACUUGGCACAAAUCAUCCUUUAGUAAAGGGAAUUCAAGUUUUGUUCAAAUGAAAAGCCAUGCUCCCUUCUAAGGGGAGAUGCACAAGAAAAGGGUAAAAUAGGGUGGGUCAUUUAAAAAUCUUCGAGAACCACUGAGCCAGAAAAGUUGAAAAUACUAGCAAGUUUCAUGACAUAGUGUAGAGUGUCAUGACAUAGUGUAGAGUGUAGUUUUUCACAUCAUAGUUCCCAGAGGUAGGAUGAGGCCACAAUAUUCGUCAGAGUUUUACAUGAGGAUAUACACAGGGGGAAAAUCUUCUAAAUAACAGCAGAGCCACGAUUACUCAUAUUAAUGGGCAAGCAUCUCCAGGUAGAGCAGAUUCAAGUUUCUUCAAAGUCUGGCCCCCAGAAGUAGGUUAGGGCCACAAUAAAGGACCAGAGUUUCACAUGGGGAUAUAUAGGAAAUAUCUUUAAUAAUCAUCUUCUCAAGAACAACAUGGCCAUCAUUAGUCAUAUUAAUAUGCAAGCAUCUUCAGGUAGUUCAAAUUCAAGUUUGUUCAAUUUAGAGGUCCUAGGGUAGGGUGGGGCCACAAAGGGAGACCAAAGUUUUAUAUAGGAACAUCAGGG